This is a messenger RNA of Effrenium voratum, 2634 nucleotides long. Lineage: Eukaryota; Dinophyceae; Suessiales; Symbiodiniaceae. The record is from the annotation of a GenBank genome assembly.
AUGGCUGGCGAGAUAUAUGAAGUGCAAGGGCUUCUGACAUUUGGACGAGGAGGCCCAUCUUGCCCAUCUGAACUUCGAGGAAAGAGUGUGCGGCUGGAAUGCUUGGAAGGAAAUGAGUUUGAGCUUCCUGCUGAAGCUGCAUGCUUGGCCGGCCGUGUCCGCAACCUCCUGCUGGAACAUGGCUGCGACCACACGUUGAAAUUUGAGAUUAAGAGAAGCACGUUGACCAAAGUGUGCGACUACUUGAAGCAUCACCGGGAUCACUCCGUAAGUGAGAUCAUGACCCCGCUUCCGAGUGAUGACUUGAGAGAUUGCGGCGCAUCUCGCUGGGAUUGCAGCUUCGUGAACAUCGACAACGAUGCCCUUUUCGAGCUUGGCUUCGCAGCUACCACGCUGGGGAUCCCAAGCUUGGACUUCCUGGUGAACGCCAAGAUCGCCUGCGCCACGCACAACAAGAGUGCCGACAAACUCCGCAAGGAGUACAAGAUGAUCAAUGACCUGCCGGCACACGAAGAGGCCGAGCUGCGGCGCGCGUACAACACGCUGCAGAAGAACCAAGGGGAGGAGGCGGACGUGGACCUGUCCCAGCUGGCAGCUGCCAGUGUGGCAUACAGUGGCAUCGAGGCGGCCAAGCAGCAGAGCAUCGCCAACGAGGAGUCGGAGGCGCUGGGCCCCCGAAGCUGGCGUUGGGGCAUGUGGUCCGCUGCAGUGAGGAAGGACUGGCAGGUCCUGGCGGACGCCCCGGCAGAGAUCAAGGCGGACCGCGGGGUGGUGGAGGGCGCCAUCUUGGCGUCCCAGGGCCGCGCCCUGAAGUUCGUGAGCCCCGAGCUGCGGCAGGACCCGGAGCUGGUCCUCGCCGCCGUCGCCUUCUUUGGGGAGGCCUUCGCGGACGCGGCCCCGGAGCUGCGGUCCAGCCGGGACUUCGUGCUGCGGGCGGUGGGUCGGCACGGGGCGGCGCUGAAGCACGCGGAGGCCUUCCGCGGGGACAAAAACUUCCUGCUGGAUGCGGCCAAGGCGGGCUAUGGGUCCGCACUGAUGGGCGCCAGCAGCACCUUGCAGUCGGACCAGGCCCUGGUACUGGAGAUGGUCAUCCAUGACGCUGCAGCCUACAAGUUCGCGGCGGAGGAGCUGCGGGCCGACAAGGAGUUUGCCAUGGAGGCCGCCAAGAGAAACGGGGCAACUCUCAGGUUCAUGAGCUCCAACUUCCAAGCUGACUUAGACAUCGUGCAGGCGGCCAUGCUCCGUGAUCCCAGGGCCGUGAAUUACGCACACCCUGCCCGCCGCCAAGAUCUCGGACACGCGACGGAGGCGAGCAUUGGGGAGGCCCAGAUGGCCAAGGAGUACGAGGCACAGGCGCAGGCCGCAAAGAAGGAGGCCGAGGUGGUAGCAGCUGACACAGGUCCGCGACAGGUCCUAGGGCCGACACACUACACCACGAUGAAGUUGAUGAAGUUUGUGGGGUUCUCUGCGGGCAGUACGAUGAUGGGUAACUUUGGCCAAGGCAACUAUGUAGCUGCCAAUGCGGUGGUGGACUUGUUGCCCUACAGAAAUCGUCCGGAGCUUGACUCUUCCGUGAUCAUGUGGGGCGCUGUCGGCGGCGGAGUCGGCAUGCGCUGGAGGGCCUUCGGAGAUGAGGACGUGCUCCUCAAAGAAGAAGAUGCCCUUCUGACCAUCGAAGAUGCCACAAAGGCUGUGAGGUAUGUUUGCGCCAGAAUGAGCGCCCCGCCGCUAGUGAUGCCCUCCAAGUUCGACGAAGCCACCCGGCAAGCCAUCCUGGCCCCGUAUGCCGGCAGCAUCAAGCUGGAGUUGGAAGAGCAGGGGGCCAAAGCCGCUGAAACCUCCCUGGACUUCAGCGAGCAUUCCAAAGCCCGGGAUCGAGAAGCCUUGCAAAAUGUGUCUGUCGUGGACCGCCGCCCGGUGCCCGGAAAUUUGCCGGAGACUUCGCCGCUGGGCGGGUGGCCACUGCUGACCGAGGGCAAGCCCCGGGCUGACCUGCUGGUUGGCGGCAGGAUCGCCCUCACUGGGGUGCGUGGAAAGAGCGGCUUGACCGGAACACUGGAGGCCAGCUUCGGCGAAGGCAAGUGGAAGGUCAGACUGGACAACGACAUGGGCAGCGCCGUCUUGCACGAGACCAAUCUGGAAGUCGCAAAGCAUUCUAUCGCUCCGGUAGACCAAGGGAGCAAGGAUGAGAGAACAGCCCUGCGCCGGGCAAAGAUCCUAGAAAAGCGCACCCAGUUGUUGGAGAAGAAGGCCGCAAGAUGCAACGUGGUGGAGGUGGCACCGCUGGCUCCGCGCAGACGGAGUUAUUUCAUUGCUGGCACGUGGAAUGGCUGGCAGCCGGAGGAGAUGAGGUGGCAUGAGGAGGAGAACUUCUUCGACAGCUUGGUGGAUGCUUCGGGGCCUGAGGCGUUCCAAGUCUUCCUGGAUGAGCAGGGCGCCGGGGUCUUGCAUGCGGGGGACGUGCAGCAAAGAUGCCCGCAGGGAGGUGUGAUGGUCCAGGGCCCCGACGCCAAAUGGCGCUGCGAAGGCUUCGACUUCAAGAUGUCAAAGGCUACAGCUGGGAGCCGCUACAGCGUGCGGCUGCUACUGGAUGGCAAGGGCUUCGCCAAGAAGGUGCAGUGGGUGCCCCAGUGA